AUGAGCGUCAAGUACCUUCUUUUCUCCGUCCUCCUCGUCGGAGCCGUUCAGGCAGAGGAUUCAAAGGAUCUCAGCAAGCACAACUGCUGUCUCCAUAUCAAAGACGCCAGUGAUGCUUGGUGGAUGACAAACCCCGACAUCACCAAAGAAGUCUGCAAGUCGUACUACAAGGAUGUCGCGCAAUUUGACAACAAGACCGGGACAUGCAACGAACACAAGAAUGGGACGAUCAAUGAUGUGGAUUGGAAGAGCAAGUGCAAGAUUUAUGGAACAUCAUUGGGCUGGACUGAUGAUCGGGUUGGGGCUGGGUAUGACGCGACAUGUUAUCCGAUAGACGCAUGA
Fusarium oxysporum Fo47 is the source of this 342-nucleotide messenger RNA. RefSeq lists its product as uncharacterized. The transcript is spliced from 3 exons. Bases 1 to 342 code for a protein of 113 amino acids. The record is from RefSeq and is a predicted model, not a curated record. NCBI's taxonomy places the organism in Eukaryota, Fungi, Ascomycota, Sordariomycetes, Hypocreales, Nectriaceae.